Messenger RNA from Acanthochromis polyacanthus (spiny chromis), 3099 nucleotides. It is a transcript of the gene ttll6, whose product is annotated as tubulin tyrosine ligase-like family, member 6. The transcript has 16 exons. Gene Ontology annotation, molecular function: tubulin binding; tubulin-glutamic acid ligase activity. Lineage: Eukaryota; Metazoa; Chordata; Actinopteri; Pomacentridae. Gene Ontology annotation, biological process: protein polyglutamylation; microtubule cytoskeleton organization. The coding region runs from base 143 to 2437 and encodes 764 amino acids. The record is from RefSeq and is a predicted model, not a curated record. Gene Ontology annotation, cellular component: cilium.
CUGGAUUGUCAGCUGAGGAGUGUGACGGCAUCUUAGAGGGCUCUUGAAACAAAGAUCCGGGUUUUAAAGAGGUAAACGGACGAGGGCGUCGUCUUCCAGCAGCACUGUCUUCACAGAUGUAGGCUUAAAGCUGCCGCUGAGGAUGGGUCUACCUGUGGACAGCCCAGACAGAAAUGAUGAUGCAUAUAAAUAUGAGCAGCCAGGAGAGGAAGAAGACAGUCGAAGCCAAACUGAAGCCUGCAGCAGCACGACGCCGUCCAUCAGCAAGAAGAGGAGGAAGAACAAGAGGAGACUGUGGAUCAACCUGACCAACUGCAAAUAUGAAAGUGUGCGCCGAGCGGCUCGUAGAUACGGACUCAGGGAGGCGAUGGAGGGUGAAGACUGGACGCUGUUCUGGACCGACUGCUCCGUGUCUCUGGACCGUGUGAAGGACAUGAAGCGUUACCAGAAAAUCAACCAUUUCCCAGGGAUGAGUGAGAUCUGCCGCAAAGAUUCACUGGCGAGACACAUGAACCGGAUGCUCAAGCUUUUCCCCAAAGACUACAACAUCUUCCCCAGAACGUGGUGCCUCCCUGCAGACUACAGUGACUUCCAAGCGUUCACCAGGGCCAAAAAGAGCAAGACGUACAUCUGUAAGCCAGACACCGGCUGCCAAGGCAAAGGCAUCUUCAUCACCAAAUCCAGUAAGGACAUUCCGCCUGGAGAACACAUGAUCUGCCAGGUUUACAUCUCCAGGCCUCUCAUUAUCGACGGAUACAAGUUCGACCUGCGUAUCUACGUUCUGGUGACGUCAUGUGACCCGUUCAGCAUAUUCAUGUUCAAGGAGGGACUCGCUCGCUUCUGCACCACGAAGUACAACGAACCGACACACGGCAACGUGGACGACGUGUGCAUGCAUCUCACCAACUACUCCAUCAACAAGAACAGCGAGAACUUUGUCCGUGACGAGGACACCGGCAGCAAACGAAAGCUGUCCACCCUCAACAAGCACCUCGAGGCCAUCAGCUGCAACACGGAGAAGAUGUGGAACGACAUCGAGGACGUGAUCAUAAAGACUCUGAUCUCUGCUCACCCCAUCCUCAAACACAACUACCACACGUGUUUCCCCAACCACACCACUGGCAGCGCCUGUUUCGAGAUCCUGGGCUUCGACGUGCUGCUGGAUCGCCGGCUCAGGCCCUGGGUGCUGGAGGUAAACCAUUCCCCGAGUUUCACCACCGACUCCCAGCUGGACCGUGAGGUGAAGGACGCUCUGCUGUACGACACUCUGGUCCUCAUCAACCUGGGCGCCUGCGACCGUCGCAAGAUCACCAAAGAGGAGAGACGCAGGGUGAAGGACAGGCUGCAGCAGAACCGCUCCAGGGAGGCCAGGUCGGAGGAGCUGCGUCAGUGCCAGGCGGCCACGGUGGAGCAGAUGGAGAAGUACGAGGCCAAACACCUGGGAGGCUUCAGGAGGAUCUACCCCAGAGAGGGAGGAGAGAAAUACGACAAGUACUUCAAACACAGCAGCUCGCUCUUUCAGGAGACGGCGGCGUCCAAGGCCAGAGAGGAGUGUGCCAGGCAACAGCUGCAGGAGCUUCGUCUGAAACAGGAGCAGAAGGAGCGAUACCAGAGGGGAGGCCAGAGGAGGGACUCUCAGGGGGAGACGGCGGGGGAGAAAGUCAAACCACGACGAUCCUCCGCUCAACCCCCCUCCUCUAACCGUGACCUGCCGCCUCCUCCUUUGGAUCCAGAAGCUGCAGGAGUGGAAGAGGAGGAGCAGCGAGGGGAGGAAAAGGAGGAGGAGGAAGAAGAAGUGGAGGAGAAGGAGCGACUCAACUCGCUGCUCCAGAGGAAGAAGCUGCUGGAGGAUCUGGGGGUGGUGGAGCUGAUCCAGCGGCUUGUGCAGGGCCGAGGCGAGGCAGGAGGAGUUCAGGACGGCAAGGAGGUCUGCAGCCAGCAGCAGAGCAAGCAGGCCAACCAGAGGCAGCAGCAGGCCAAGUUGGAUUCUUUGACGCAGUUUUCUCAGAGGAAGCAGCAGCAGCAGCCCUGCACUCAGACGUCACGGCAGCAGCGUCUGCUCCGGCCCUCCGUGGACCAGCGGAGCCUCAACGAGUCCACGGGCCAGCAGCACGACCCGGAGAACCACGGCAGGCCAGGGGAGGUACGACAGAGCAUCAGCACCCAGAGGAUCCCCUGGCCAGUCGGUGGCUCUCUGGCCGUCAGACAGGACAGCAGGAGCAGCUCCCAGGUCGACCCCCGGCCUCGGCCCGGCGUCCCCCUCAUAAACUACGCCCCUAAAGGAGGCCUGCGCUGCUCCUACACGUCCCACGACCCCACCGCCCUGCAGAGCCUCCUCGUCAUCUCCUCCCGCGCCCCGCUGCUCAGGAGGCCUGGACUGUCUCAGGCCGGCCGGAACGCCUCCCGCAGAGCCACCCAGCACGGAAAAGGCCAGUGAGGAGCCGGAGCACCGACUCCUGAAGUCGCCGAGCUCCAGACCGGCUGCAUCCGGACUCUGAAGCUGAUUUAAAGUACUUUAGACAAGCAGCAGGAUGUGAGCAGAGCUGGAGGUAGAGCAGCUUUGAACUGUGAAAAUGCAUAAACACACUGUGCCUGCGAUGAAUGUGUCCCGUUUGUGGAAAGGUUUUCUAUCCCCACACCUGCAGUUUACGCUGCCUGCCACUAAAUGACCUCCAGCACUGCAGGAGCAACAUUAAGGCUUUUUAAACUUUUUUUUUCUACUGACUGUGUGCUCAGAUUUAUGGAAUAAUUUACUCUGAGGAUGAAUCAUCUCCAACAAACCUCAGCUCCAAAGUGCCAAAAGAAGAGCAGACAGGCCUGAAGUCACAUCAAACCUGCACAGUUAACCUGAAAUAAACUGCAUUAUUAGAAUAAACUCACUGAUUGUUUGGUUUUCAUCAUCAAUUGGCUCAAACAAACCAAAUUUGGUUCAUGAUUAUUGAACUUUUCCUAAUAUUCAAUUUGAAAAAUCACUAAAGUGAAGGAUAUUAAAAAUAAAAACCUGUUGUUUGUUAUCUCAAGGAAUUUUAUUUGUGCAUUCAAGUAUUGAAACUAAUUUUAUUUGCACUGAUUAUUAAUAAAAUGUCUUUUUUAAGCUGA